Beta vulgaris subsp. vulgaris (sugar beet) is the source of this 1551-nucleotide messenger RNA. RefSeq lists its product as uncharacterized. The record is from RefSeq and is a predicted model, not a curated record. The transcript is spliced from 3 exons. NCBI's taxonomy places the organism in Eukaryota, Viridiplantae, Streptophyta, Magnoliopsida, Caryophyllales, Amaranthaceae. The coding region runs from base 1 to 1551 and encodes 516 amino acids.
AUGGUUAAUGCAGCAAGUGGAGGUUCAAUUGUGAAUAAAACUGCACAAGCUGCUAAAGAUUUGAUAAACGAGCUAGCUGAGGGCUCGAGACAAUUCACUAGAAGAUCAGGGCUCGUCGUAUGGCUACCGAAAGUCCUGGAACUUCAAUUAGAGGAUCAAGUGCAAGCAUUGACAUCUAUGGUUCGGGAAUUCAUGACAAAAGACAAGAAUACUCAACAUGUGAAAGCUUGUGGCAUUUGCUCUUUAAAUCAUUCCACAGAUUUUUGUCCUCAUUUGCAGGAGGAAGCGAGUGAAGAGGUAAGGCGGCCGGAUUUCAGGGCCAAGGUUUUCAGAAGCGGGAAAUAUGGUUCAAUUUCAGGAGGAGACCCGAUCGAGCAUCAAGAAUCUGGAGCAACAAAUGAGUCAGGUUCUGGAGCAGAAGAGAUAAAGAGGUCGAGGAGGAGAUUGUUGUUUAUAGCCAGACCGGAGCCUGAGCCAGAACCAGAGCCCGAACCUGAGCCUUCCACAUCUCAUGAGAAGUCCAAGCAACCACCACCUCCACCACUUUAUGAGCCAACUCCUCCUUUUCCAGAAGCACUGCGAGAUACUCGGAAAAAAGAAUGUGAUCGUGAUAUUUAUGAGACUUUCCGUAAGUGUGAGGUAAAUAUUCCCCUUUUGGAUGCUUUAAAGCAAAUUCCUAGGUAUGCUAAAUUUCUUAAAGAAAUGUGUACAACAAAAAGGAAACAAAGGUUAAGGGGAGCCCAAAAGGUAAAGGUUAGCGAGCAUGUCUCUGCCAUGUUCCAAAAGGCACUUCCUCCGAAGUGCAGUGAUCCGGGCAUGUUCGCUAUCCCUUGCGUGAUUGGGAACACCACAUUUCCUAGGGCUAUGCUAGAUUUAGGGGCUUCGAUUAAUGUUAUUCCAUAUUCUUUGUAUGAGUCUUUAAAACUAGGCACCCUACAUGAAACUGGUGUUGUGAUUCAGUUAGCUGACCGCUCUAAUGCUUACCCGAAAGGGAUAGUAGAAGACGUGUUGGUUAAGGUCGAUAAGUUAAUCUUUCCUGCUGACUUUUAUGUUUUAGAUAUGGAGCAUGACAAGCACGCUACUCCUAUUUUGUUAGGAAGGCCAUUUCUAAAAACUGCUAGAACAAAAAUUGAUGUGCAUAGUGGAUGUCUUACGAUGGAAUUUGAUGGAAGCCUUGUAGAGUUUAACAUCUACGAUUCCAUGAAAUUCCCGAGAGAUGACCACUCUUGUUACUCCAUAGAUGUCAUUGAUUCAUAUUCGCAGGAUGUUUUCGAUAUAGGUGGAGAAGAUUCUUUGCAGGUAGCUCUUGAACAUAGCUUGGAAGGAAAUGAUGUUGAGUAUGUUUUAAGUGCUAACUUGCAGGAAACAGUCCAGGCUUUGGAGGAACAUGUGACUUUUCCACUCGUUCCUUCCUUUGUGGGUCCUUUGCCUUUGACUAUCCCUCCGGGGAAGCUUUUACCAUCUAUUUUGCAGGCACCCGUAGUUGAGCUGAAAUCAUUGCCUGAGCAUUUGAAGUAUGCAUUCCUUGGAGAUGGAGAUACACUCCGGUGA